Molecule: messenger RNA, 3933 nt
Organism: Arachis duranensis
Lineage: Eukaryota; Viridiplantae; Streptophyta; Magnoliopsida; Fabales; Fabaceae
Product: protein SUPPRESSOR OF MAX2 1
Exons: 3
Coding region: 507-3662 (1051 amino acids)
Molecular function (GO): ATP hydrolysis activity; ATP binding
Source: RefSeq, a predicted model, not a curated record
UUUUAUAUUCACCACCUGCCUCCAUCUAUGGACCUUUACCCAUUUAUUCUGAGGGCUUAUUCGUUCUUGUAUUGAGAUGGAUAGAGAUAUGCGAGAGAUAUAGAGAGAGAAAAAGGAAUGGAGAAGAUGUUGUUGUGAAGAAGGAGGAGGAGGAGCAAGGGAUCUGAUAUUUUGGUUUGAACGGGGAAGCAAUAGCAAAAGGAAAGUAGUAGUAGAUAGAUAGGGGUAUUACUUUGUUGAAUUUUGUUUGUGUUUGUAAAAAGCUUGUUUUGAUUGUUUAGCCAAAGGCAAGGCAACCCGCAAAUCCUAAUUUGUCAAUACUCUCAAGUGUUCUUUCUUUCUUUCUUAUCCCCCUCUCCUCUCCACACACUAAUUUCGUUUUCUCUACAACUUGUGGGGCUCCUUCCUCUCUUCCUUCUUCCUUCUUCCCAUAAUAUCCUUUCCUUACCCCAAUUCAAUUUUGAGCUGGAGACUUACAAUCAUCAUCAUCAUCAUAGAUUUCCGAAAUGAGAGCCGGAUUGAGCACCAUCCAGCAGACCUUAACUCCCGAGGCGGCAAGCGUCCUCAACCACUCCAUCGCCGAGGCCGGCCGACGCAACCAUGGCCAGACAACGCCGCUGCACGUGGCCGCCACGCUCCUAGCCUCGCCCUCGGGAUUCCUGCGUCAGGCCUGCAUAAAGUCUCACCCGAAUUCAUCGCACCCUCUUCAGUGCAGGGCACUCGAGCUCUGCUUCAGCGUUGCUCUCGAGCGCUUGCCCACUUCCCAGACCACAAACCCCUCCUCUGAGCCACCAAUCUCCAACGCACUCAUGGCGGCGCUGAAGCGAGCACAGGCGCACCAGCGCCGGGGCUACCCGGAGCACGUCAAAGUCGAGCUUGAGCAGCUCAUCAUAUCCAUCCUCGACGACCCAAGCGUCAGCAGAGUCAUGCGCGAAGCAAGCUUCUCCAGCCCCGCCGUGAAAGCCACAAUCGAACAGUCCCUCAAUUCCGCGUCUCCGGCGGUCAAUUCCAGUCCAAUCGCUCUUGGAUUCCGCCCCUCUCCCGUGGCUCCUUCAGCGGCUCCGGCGGGGAGGAGCCUUUACUUGAACCCAAGGCUGCAGCAAGCGGGUGCCGGUACCGGUUCCGGUGUUCAAUUGGGGGUGCCGCAGCAGAAGGGGGAGGAGGUGAAGAGGGUUUUGGAUAUAUUGAUGAGGAAGAAAAAGAGGAACCCGAUCUUGGUGGGUGAGUCGGAGCCAGAGGCAACGGUGAGGGAGGUUCUGAGGAAGAUUGAGAGCAAGGAGCUGGGAGAAGGUACGCUCGGGAUUGUUGGGUUGAAUACGCACGUGAUUCAUUUGGAGAAGGAGCUUCCCGCCGAGAGGGCGCAGAUUCCGGCGAGGUUGAAGGAGUUGGGGGAUAUGAUUGAGGCCCGGAUUGGGUCGACGGGCUCUGGAGGCGUUUUUGUGAAUUUAGGUGACUUGAAGUGGCUGGUGGAGCAGCCUGUUGGGUUCGGAGCUGUUGGUGGUGGUCACGUGCAGCAGGCGAAUGUUGCGGAGGCGGGGCGUGCUGCUGUGGCGGAGAUGGGGAGGCUGGUGGCGAAGUUCGGUGAGGGCGGCUCCGGAAGGCUGUGGUUAUUGGGCACUGCUACCUGUGAGACAUACUUGAGGUGCCAGGUUUAUCAUCCUUCCAUGGAGAAUGAUUGGGAUCUUCAGGCUGUUCCUAUUACCAGCAGAGCCCCCCUCCCUGGAAUGUUCCCUAGGCUUGGGACCAACGGUAUCCUUGGUACCUCAAUCGAAUCCUUGUCCCCGUUGAAGCCCUUCCCAACUACGGCAAUUGCUCCACCCAGGCGCGCCUCUGAGAACACAGAACCCACAGGAAUAUCGGGUUGUUGCCCACAAUGCAUCCAGAGCUAUGAACAGGAACUAGCAGAUAUGUUAAAGGACAAUGAGAAACUGGAUGCCGAAUCCAAAUCAGAGGCAGCUCGACCAUCGCUUCCCCAGUGGUUGCAGAAGGCUAAAACUAAUAAUGAUAAUGCUAAAGUCAUCGACCAAUCUCAGUGCAACGGCCAAGAAAUGAAUGUGAAAAAGAGGACACAGGAAUUGCAGAAGAAAUGGCAGGAUGCUUGCUUGAGUCUACAUCCCAAAUUUCAUCAGCAAAGUUUGAGUACAGAGAGAAUUGUUCCCACUCCUUUUUCUAUGAGAGGCCUAUGCAAUAUGAACUUGUUGGGUGCCCAACUUCAGCCCAAGAUACCACUCAACAAGAAUCUCGGAAGCUCCUUGCAACUGAACCCAAAUCCUGUGCCCAUUCAGCCACCAGAACCAGCAGUCAGACAGCAGCCGAGUCUUGUCACAACAGAGCUCGUCCUUGGGCAAACUAAGAAAUCAGAUACCAGUACAGAAGAAACUCACAAAGAGCGCAUUAAUGACUUCUUGAACUGCAUGUCUUCCGAGACACGAGACAAGUUUGAUGAAUUAAAGAGCAAGAAACUACUCGAUGCUGACUCUUUCAAGAGGAUCCUCAAGGGUUUGACAGAAAAAGUGUGGUGGCAGCAGGAUGCAGCUUCUGCAGUUGCCACCACCGUGACCCAGUGUAAAUUAGGCAACGGUAAAAGGCGCCAAGUCGGAGACAAGGGUGAUAUGUGGUUGCUGUUCUUGGGUCCCGACAGAGUAGGCAAGAAGAAGAUGGCAGUAGCACUUUCCGAGCUGGUAUCUUCCUCCAAUCCAAUUGUAAUCUCUCUUGCCCAACGGCGUGGAGAUGGAGACUCCGAUGUCCAUCUCCGUGGGAAAACAGCACUCGAUCGAAUUGCAGAGGCCAUUAGAAGGAAUCCGCAGUCUGUCAUCAUGCUCGAAGACAUCGAUGUAGCCAACGCCCUCCUUCGAGGGAGCAUAAAACGGGCCAUGGAGCAAGGUAGAUUCCCGGAUUCCCACGGCCGUGAAAUUAGCCUUGGAAACGUCAUGUUUAUCCUCACUGCCAAUUGGUUGCCAGAGGACCUUAGGUACCUGUCCAACGGCACCCCACUUGACGAAGAAAAGCUUACAAAUUUAGCCAGAGGGGGUUGGCAACUUCGUCUUUCAGUAGCUAAGAGAGCCUCAAAGCGGAGACCGAGUUGGUUAUCUGAAGAAGACAGGUCCUUGAAGCCUCGUAAGGAAACAAAUUUGAAUUUAGGUCUAUCAUUUGAUCUCAAUGAAGCUGCUGAUACAGAGGAAGACAGAGGAGACGGGUCGCUCAAUUCUAGUGACCUGACAGUGGACCAUGAAGACAACCAUGUCCUCCACAAUGCAGGAUUACAGACACCCUCCGCCUCUGUACCCCGUGAGCUGUUGGAUUCCGUGGAUGAUGCCAUUGUGUUUAAACCAUUGAAUUUCGACCUUCUUCGAGCCAGUUUCUCUGCCUCCAUCUCGAAAAGGUUUUCCACCAUUGCCGGAAAUGGGAUUGCAAUUGAAGUACAAGAGGGGGCUCUGGAGAAGAUUGCGAGUGGGGUGUGGCUAGGCCAAACCAACAUUACCGAAUGGAUGGAGAAAGUGUUGGUUCCCAGCUUCCACCAGCUGAAGAAAACCUUAAAUUCUAGCGCUAAUGACCAUGAGUCUUCGCUGGUGGUGAGGCUCGAAGACGACGGCUACUCUGAUCGUCAGAGCUCCGAGGAGUGGCUGCCUGCUGCUGUGAGAGUGGUAGCAGAAGAGUAUUAAGACAGGGAGGGGGGCAGGAUUGGUAAAUAUCCGUCUGCUUUUGGUUACAGGAAUGUAAAUAGACCACUUUGGCGGCGAAAAGACAGAGACCGUUAGUAGAUGAACCAACAAAAACCGUUAAAAGUGGAGAUGGGUGUCGACUUUUUUCCCUCUUAGAAAAAAGAUUAUUUAAUUUUUGCGUUACAAACUUUAUAAUUUUUUUUUUGUAAGCAUAGGUAUAUUUAUUAAUUAAAAGGAGAAUGAUGAUAUUAAUAAAAUGGGAGCAUUCCUA